This is a messenger RNA of Lactuca virosa, 1503 nucleotides long. The record is from the annotation of a GenBank genome assembly. Lineage: Eukaryota; Viridiplantae; Streptophyta; Magnoliopsida; Asterales; Asteraceae.
AUGAUUAACAUCAAUGGCAAUUUUCAUGGUUUUUUUCAAGGAAAGAGAGGAUUGAGGCAAGGUUGUCCUUUAUCUCCUUAUCUAUUCACUCUUGUGAUGGAAGUCUUCAAUCUCAUGCUCAAAAGAAGUAUUCGUGAGAAUGCUAGUUUCAAAUAUCAUUGGAGGUAUAGUGCUCAGAAGAUAACCCAUUUAUGCUUUGCGGAUGAUUUGAUGCUUUUCUGCCAUGGAAACACUGGAUCCAUAAGAAUCGUAAAGAAAGCUAUGGAUGAGUUUGCUGGAACUGCUGGUCUUAUCCCUAAUUUGUCUAAAAGUCACAUUUUCUUUGGUAAUGUGAAAGAGCCUCUUAAUAGAAGGAUCCUUGAUGUGCUUCCUUUUGUUGAAGGCAAAUUCCCUAUGAAGGGCAUCACUAAUGAUAUAGAGAAAAUCAUGAGGAACUUUCUUUGGAAAAGUGGGGAAAACAAGAAGGGAGUGGCUAAAGUUGCUUGGAAUGAGAUCUGUAAGCCUAAGAUUUAUGGAGGUCUUGGAUUGAAGAAUUUAAAAUAUUGGAAUAUUGCCCUGCUGUCCAGUAUAAUAUGGAAGAUUUUAAGUGGUCAAAAUUCUCUGUGGGUGAAAUGGGUGAAUUCUUAUCUUUUGGAGGAUAGAAGCUUUUGGGAUGUGGGUUAUAAAGAUAAAAUGAGUUGGAGUUGGAGAAAUCUUUUAAAAAUCAGGCUUCAUCUUCGUGAAUUUUUCUAUGUUCAGAUUGGAAAUGGUGAAGGAACAUUCAUGUGGUUUGAUAAUUGGCAUCAGCUGGGGACUUUGAGUUAUGUUCUGUCUCCGAGAGAGAUAGGUAAUGCUGGGUAUAAUAUAAGGGAUAGAGUUAGUGAUGUUAUUGUUAAUGAAGAAUGGAGUUGGCCAGCUGAUUGGUUAAGAAUGAUUCCGCAGCUUGGAGAGUACUCUGUUCCUAGUCUUAUCAGAGGAAAAAAGGAUACUGUUUUUUGGUUGAAUUGGAAGGGUAAUAUUGUUCCCUUUGCUGUUAAUCAGGUCUCCUCUUCUCUUAUCUGUCAUGAGUCUAAAGUUGAUUGGCAUGAUUUGGUUUGGUUUCAAAAUAGAAUUCCAAGUCACUAUUUUAUUCUUUGGUUUGCUAUUCUUGGAAGACUCAGAACUCAAGAUAGAAUGAAAAAUUGGAAAGACUCUAAUGAAUUCUGUUGUGCUUUUUGUAACAAUCAAGUGGAUUCCCAUUCUCAUCUGUUUUUUGAAUGUAAUUUCCCAAUGGAAGUGUGGGAUUUGAUGAAAGGCAAGGUGAAACUAAAGCACAAACCAGGUAAUUGGUUUGAAAUUAUCCAAGAGCUCCAAUGUUCCUUAAAGGUGAGAAGUAUUGAUAGUUUCAUUAAAAAGAUUGCUUUGGCUGCUUCCAUUUAUCAUAUUUGGAAUGAAAGAAAUAAAAGAUUGUUUGGGAGAGAGAGAAAUUCUGUGGAAAAUGUAGUUAAGAAUAUCAUAGAAGACAUUAAGACUCAAGAUUUUUAG